Molecule: messenger RNA, 1122 nt
Organism: Mycena indigotica
Lineage: Eukaryota; Fungi; Basidiomycota; Agaricomycetes; Agaricales; Mycenaceae
Exons: 8
Coding region: 1-1122 (373 amino acids)
Source: RefSeq, a predicted model, not a curated record
AUGACUGUGCUCGAGAAUAUCUUUGCGCCGGUGCUCCUCGGCACAUGGUUUAAUUCGAUGAUAUACACGCUGGAGCUGCUCCUCGUAUACCUGUUCUAUGCCCAGAAGAAGUCAGACGGCCAACACACGCUGUUAAUGCGUUGUAUGGUCGGGUUGUUGCUGGUGGCCGACACGGCAGGGUCCAUGGGGAAUGCGGCGUAUGCAUAUCUCAUGCUGGUGAAGCGCUGGGGCGACCUGUCCUUCCUCGCUCUAAACCCCUUGCCCGGUGCAGUUGACUGCAUAACGUCUAGCUUCAGCGGAUUCGUCGUUCAGCUAUACCUUAUUUGGCGAUUCAGUAUUUUGUCCAAAAACUACGUAGUUUGUGGCAUUCUUGUGCUCGGAGCGAUGACUUCCCUCGGUGGUGGGAUCGGCACGGGGAUCGCCUCUCUGCUCCACAGGGAGGUGAGCCAGCGCCAAAAGAUCGUCCCGAUCACCACGGUGUGGUUCGCUGCCUCGGUGGCCACCGACGUCUGCAUCGCCGCCGCGCUUGUCUUCCAGUUGCGCAGUUACGACAGCGGAUUCCAGAGCACACGCAGCAUGGUGCACCGGCUGAUCGUGAACGCGGUCCAGACCGGCUCCGCCACGGCCACCGUGUCCAUCGUCGUUCUCGUCACGUUCGCCGUCCGGCCGAACACGGCCAUCGCGCUCGCCCCCGGCUUCAUCGUCGGCCGGGUGUACACGUGCACGCUGCUCUUCAACUUGACCGCGCGCCGCCGCAUGGGCGAGGCGACCAACAGGACGGUGACAAACGUGUCGGGGGAGGCCUCCCAGUGGCGCGUAGCCGCAGGGAGCACACAGACUCCGAGUCGGCACGACCCCUUGGCGAGUGUCUCCAUGGGACUUGCAGGAAAAGUCUUGGAGAAUAAAGACGAGAAACUUGGGCAGGCAGACACUCAUGUUUCUGAGUUUGGAUAUCGCUUUGCGGACACCAGCAAUAAUCGCUUCGCAAGUUUCUGGGGAAUGGCACGAUCAGGAUGCUAUGGACGCGGUAUUCAAACUGGCAGUCGGGCUCCCUCACCUUCGUGCAAUAACCUUGGCCUUCUUUCGCGGCGCGCUGGCAACAUGGACACGUUUCUCAGCUGA